Molecule: messenger RNA, 3032 nt
Organism: Columba livia (rock pigeon)
Lineage: Eukaryota; Metazoa; Chordata; Aves; Columbiformes; Columbidae
Gene: TEX9
Product: testis expressed 9
Exons: 12
Coding region: 241-1488 (415 amino acids)
Source: RefSeq, a predicted model, not a curated record
CGCGGGAACGGGGCCGAAGCGGUUCUGCUGCCUAGGGCCUGGCAGCAAGGGCCGAAACAUGGCUGCCCCUGUCCCUGCCCCCGUACCCAGCAGCGCCGGGAGGCUGGGCCAGGGCUAAGGCCGCGGGGGUGAAGCGAACUGCGAGGGCGGCCGCUUCCCGGCCCCACGGCAGAGCUGGGCGGGCGGCUGAGCCGCAGCCGGUUGCCCGGGCGAAGGCGACGCCACGCAGCAACGAACAAAAUGGCGGCGGGCGGCGGGGCUCGGCGGGGCGGGGGGCUGCCCGGGGUGCGGAGGGCGCCCGGCGGCCCCCUGCCGCCCGCCGCCGGGCCCGGCCUGCCGAGCGGAGAGCUGCCGAGCGGAGAGCUGCUCAGCGGAGAGCUGCUGGCCAAGGAGGCGGAGUACAAGAGACUGAAUGCAGAAUUAGAAGCAAAAACAGAAAAACUGAUGCAUCAGGCUGAAGAAGUAAUGAAAAGCCAACAGGAGAUGCUAUCUAGACCAGUUUCAGUACAGAGUAAGUCACGUGAAGACAACAGACAGAGGGUUCCACUCUGUCCUGAAGUUUCCUCUACACACUCACAUGCUGAGCUAGCAAACAUGAAGAAAUGUGCUUCCAUGCCCACGGCUCAGAACAGACCAUACUCUGGAAGUAAGGGGAAAAGAACAACUUCAAGUUCAAAUACAAGAAACCUGGAUGUACAAAGUGCUGAUGAUGUUGCAGUACUGGACGACUGCAUACAUUUUUCUUUAGCAAAAACAAUAAGCAAAACAGAAGAAAAACUAGAGAGAGAAGGCUUACCAGAUUGUCUAGAUGAUGAUGUUAUUCCAAACGCUGGAAAUGAAAUCAGAGCAGAACCUCAAAUCAGAUUUCUUAAGGCAAAGUUACGUGCUAUGCAGGAAGAGCUGGACAGUGUACUGUGCGAAUGCAGGAAGAAGGAUGAUGAAAAUCAGAGUUUAACAUCUCGGCUUAAAGCUACUGAAGAAGAAAACACCAGACUGCAACGAACAAUCAAUAUGCAACAUUCGCAGACUGAAAAGUACAAAAUGUUGUCACAAGAAGCAAAGAAAAAAAGUGAAGGGUUACAACAAGAGGUCAUUUCGCUAGAAAAGGAACUGGAGACUCUAAAGCGUGUCCAAAAGCAGGCUGCCAGCAGCCAGAGUGCAACAGAGGUUCGCUUAAACAGGGCCCUGGAAGAAGCAGAAAAGUAUAAAGUGGAGCUGAAUAGACUUAAACAAAGUGCCAAGGAUAUAGCUAGCCAAGAACUCAAAACCAUUGAAGAAUUAAAAGCAGAAAACAAGAAACUGCAGAAACAAAAAGGAGAGCUAAUAACAGGUUUUAAAAAGCAGCUGAAGUUAAUUGAUAUUUUAAAGAGACAAAAGGUGUUCUGUACACGUUCAGCUCUGCCAAGGUGCGGAUCUCUUCAUCUGCAAGCCAAAACAAAAAAAGAAAAAAAUCCAGUACCUAUCCUAGGUGUGAAUUUACCAGAUUGAAGGAGGGGAGUUGAUCUCCAUCCAUUCAUAAUUCCUGGAAUAACAAGAUGCAGAGUUGAUCUUGGGGAUUUACCCAACAGAAAGAGCACAAGCACAGGCUUUGACUGGCCUUUCUAGCCUUUACAGUUUAUUUUGAGAAUGAAAAAAAUACAGCAUUCGCUUGAAAUAGACUGUCUACAGAAGGUAGCUCACUGUCCUCUGGAACAGGAAUUCACUGAAAUGGGUGUCAAAGAGCAACAUUUCUGUUUGACUCUCAACCAAAACCAUAGUCUCAGAUAAACUUCACUAAAUACAUUUUAGAAAAAAAUAUGAAUACUGUAUCAGAGCUGCAGAUAGUAGAGGAAGCCACUUACCUUAUUAAAAAAGUGAUUUACUCUCAGAAGGAGGAUGCUGUUAGUUCUCCUUUCAGAACAGACAGUCAGAAGCAGUUGAGAGAGAAGGGUGCUCAGCAGGGCUGGGGGGGCAGCCAGAGCUCCCCUGUGCUCAGUCCCCCCACAGCUUCCCCCUGCUUUACACAAGCCUGUUGUGGAAUGAAUGAGGAAAACCUGAUUUGGCCUGUUAGUGUAGUGCCCGUGUGGCAGAUUCAGAUGCAGGCAGCAGGUAGUGCUGUGUGAAGGUGAGGAUGUGCUGCCGCGUGAAGAAUGAUACAGGAAAAAACAUCCCCCAAAGGUAUUAAAUAUCAGUAGUAGGACAAGUUGCAGCUGGCAGCAAAUGGUGCUGGUGUUCCAGCUGGUCUCUUCUGACCAUUCUCCGCUGCCUUGAGAGAAUUUAAUAUACAAUCUUAGUUUUAAAAGGGACUAAGGGAAGUUACUCUGAGCUUUACGGAGCUGGAGGGUACGUGAACUACAAUAUGCUUUGUUGUCUUGAAAUUACAACAUGUCUAUAUAUAAAACAAACCCACAUGACUCCCUGUAGGUGUGAAUUGUUUCCUGUUCUUCAAAGCAUAACCAUUUUAUUAAAACUUGCAGUAAAAAGUAUUUAGCUGGGGCACCUUCCUUUCCACUUGGCAUAGUGACGAGUAAAGAAAUGACACUGCGGUGAGGGCAUGAGGACAUGUGGCACAGCUGUGACCUUUGCUGUGACAUCAGCUGGAACCAGGGAGUUUUCAUUGGUAGUUCUCUGCAGAUACACUAACCAUUUCUUUAGUACUUGUUUUCUCAUCAAACCUUGAUAACCCUGAUGACAUUUUUCCAAGCAGUUGCAUCAUUUGAACAGAAAAUAGCCUUGUUAUACCUCAAAGUUCUUUGUUCCUUUCAGUGUUCCAUUUAAAACAAUGUGCUAUAUCCUAUAUGACGAAAAUACAAAUUCAGACUACUGUAUGAUUUUUAAAGAUAUACUUAUGUACAGGGGCUGUAUGUGUAUAUAUGUGCCAUUAUGGACCAUAGAUGUAUGGUGUGAUACAUGGCAACACAGCUACUACCCCUGGUCAGCUCCAGGUAUUUCUCAUUAAGGUGUAGCACAGUUACUCUUUGUCUUACACUAAUUAUUAAUUUAAUUAACACCAUGAUGUUAUAUUCUUUCAUUAAAAUGCUCAUUUAACAUCA